Molecule: messenger RNA, 3710 nt
Organism: Salarias fasciatus (jewelled blenny)
Lineage: Eukaryota; Metazoa; Chordata; Actinopteri; Blenniiformes; Blenniidae
Gene: stk11ip
Product: serine/threonine kinase 11 interacting protein
Exons: 25
Coding region: 153-3530 (1125 amino acids)
Biological process (GO): intracellular protein localization
Cellular component (GO): cytoplasm
Molecular function (GO): protein binding
Source: RefSeq, a predicted model, not a curated record
CAGUCAUGUGACGGGUGAGGAAAAUGUCAACAUUAGCGUUAGGACCGUCUCAAACUCUAGUUUUCCGCUCUCUUUCGGGAAAUAAACCAACGUAAAUCGGCGCUUUUUGUAUCGGAGUCGGACUUUGAUGUGUUUGUCUGCUCUCGUUCAGGAUGGCUGCAUCUCACACGGGCCAGUCCUCCCUCGUGCACAGCCUGGCCAAACUCCUCAGAAAUGACGGCGACGUGGUGCUGGACGGCAGCAGCACGCUGGCGCUGCCGGCCGCCGGCCUGCAGCAGCUGACGCGGCUGUUCGAGCAGUACCUGCUGCCGCGGGCGCAGCAGCACGGCUUCCUGGCGCUGCCGUCGCACCCGGCCGACACCGCCGCCCUGCUGCAGCUGCAGUUCCUGUUCGACGUGCUGCAGAAGACCGUCUCCCUGAAGCUCGUCAACCCGCCGGGGAACAAGAUCCAGUCUGUGGUGAAAAUCUUCCCCUUCAAGUCCCUCAAAUGUUUAGAGCUGAAGCGAAUCCCUCCGCACUGCCUGGAGGGCCUGCGGGGGAUCUACUCCCAGCUGGAGGUCUUCACCUGCUCCAGGAGCCUCAGCUCUCUGGAGGAGCUGCUCUCGCUGUGCGGCGGCGACCUGAGCUCGGCGCUGCCCUGGCUGGAGCUGCACACCCUCAACUUCAGCUACAACGCCCUCGUCUGCCUCGACCAGUCGCUGAGUUUACUGAACGUCCUGAAGUCUCUGGAUCUGAGUCACAACAAGAUUCAGGAGUGUGCCGAAUUCCUGAAGCCCCUGAGCGAGCUGGAGCACCUGAACCUGGGCUACAACUGCCUGCAGAGGGCGCCGGUGCUGGGGCCGGGCGCCCGGGCCAAGCUGGUCACGCUCAUCCUGAGGAACAACGAGCUGGAGACCAUCAAUGGCGUGGAGCAGCUGUCGUCGCUGCGGCACCUGGACGUGGCGUACAACCUGCUGCUGGAGCACUCGCAGCUGGCGCCGCUCGCCCUGCUGCACUGCCUCACCACGCUGACCCUGGAGGGGAACCCGCUGUUCUUCCAGAAGACCCACCGCACCUGCACCGUCCGCCACCUGUCGCCGAAGGCCGCCGGCCCCAGAUUCAAGCUGGAUGGAACCACGCUGCUCUCCUCGGAGCUGUCGAUCCUGCCUAAACCCGGCCAGCACGUCGUCCAGGCCUACGCCCCGCCCCCGGUCGCCACGGCGACCGAGCGCGGUAACCAGGAAGCGUCGAGCGGCGCCGGGGAGCUGAGCGACAGCCAGUCUCACGGCGAGGCGGCGGUGUCGAGUUUCCGCAAGAAGAAAUCCAGAAGUAAGGUCAAAGUUCGCAGAGCGAGCAUCUCGGAGCCCAGCGACACGGACUACGUCCCCAGAUCGUUUUCAUCCUCUCAAGCCAUCGUUCUGCCGCACCAGCAGGAGAUCGAGCGCAUGUCCAGCUUCAGGGACCAGCUGGGCGAGGACUGGCUGCGGUACCAGCACCACCUGGAGGACCCGGCGCCGCCGCCGCCGCCACCCACUAUCGCCAACGGUAUCGACGAGACGGAGGCGAUACCGGAGAAGGACGGCGAUCUGGAGACAGAGUCCACCCUGCAGUGGCCCGGCUCCAACACCCAGCUCACCGACUCCACCCUGGAGGAGGCGUCGGUCGACGGCGCCGCGCCGAAGAAGGAGGAGGAGGAGAAGAACUCCAGCCCGGCGUCGCGGCGGUCCAGCCGGGCCGCCAGCGGAGAAACCAACCAGGAAGAGGAGGAUCUGGGAGUGGAUCUGUGCCACCCGCUGCUCGCCGCCGUUCUCCCUGACGGCGAGGAGGAGGAGGAGGAGGAGGCGGCGGCGGGGCCGGGCCGCCGCGGCGGCAGCGGCGACGGCCACGGCAAGGUCUUCCUCCGCGUCAAGCAGGGCCUGCUGCUGGAGCUGGACGUGCAGCGCGGCCGCGAGCGGCGCCGCCUAGAGCUGGACAGCCUGCUGCGGGUGGAGCGGGCGGAGCAGGCGUGGAGCCGCGAGGGCUCGGGGGAGACGCUGCUGCCGGCCCUGGAGCUCGGCUUCGACUACAUCAGCAGGGAGAAGCAGCGGCGGCGCUACGUCCUGCUGGACGACGACCCGGCGGCGCUGCAGGCUCUGAUCGACAUCCUGUCAAGCGUGGCGGAGGAGAACCGGCGGCGCGACUCGGAGCUGUCGGCCAGCCGCGUCCGGCUGCAGUGUCUCCGCUGCCGGGCGGAGUUCAGCCGCCAGGGAGCCGGGAAGGAAGAGGAGGAGGAGGAGGAGGAGGAGGAUGAAGAGGACAGGAAAGAAAAAGCUGAUAUUUGUCCAGAGUGUGGCGGCGAUCACGUGGUCCAGGUGGCGCUGCAGUCGGCUCCGCCGUACAGCAGCACCCCCGUCCAUCAAUCGUCCGAGGACGACCUCCCCCGAACCGCCAGCGUGAGCGGCAGCCCGGUCCGAGAAAAUACCGCUGACCCCGCCGCCGCCGCCGCCGCCGCCGCCGAGGAGGAGCCGGAGUUCGUCACUGCUCAGGGCAGCUCCUUCUUCAUCGGCGACGGCAGCAGCCUCAGCAAGGAGGAGCUGGCGGGAAGCUACAGCUACGCCGCCGCCGACGGCACGCCGCCUCCCCUCCAGCCGGAGGCACCGCCCAGCCCUGACAGUCUCCUGGACCUGCUGUCGGAGGACUCGGAGGCGGUGGACCACCGGCUCAAGCUCUUCCUGGACGUGGAGGUUUUUGAAGAUGAAGACGAGGAGCUGAGCUGCCUCCUCAAGAUGUCGGCGGUGAAGUUCGGCGAGCCGGGGGAGAUCCCCUCGCUGCUGGUCGUGUCGAACCGGCGCAUCUAUUUCCUGGAGAUGACCUCGGACGCAACGGGUCACCUGGGCGAGCGGCUGCAGAAGCGGGCCGGCUACCCGCUCCUGGAGCUGGGCCACCUGGAGGUGGGCCUGGCCUCCCAGACCAUCCACAUGGAGUUCGGCCAGAAGGGGGGCGUGGCCUACACCCUGCUGGUCCGGGACAGCGCCCGCUGCAAACGCUUCUACUCCACCCUCACAGAGAUCGUCCGGAAGAUGGCACACAAAUCCGACAGCAAGCUGCAGUCCAUCUCCACCACCAGGCUGACCCCCGAACACCACCUCUGGCCUCUAGUGUGUGAGGACAACCAGGCGGACGUGGAGGACGGACAGCUGCAGUUCUUUUACAUCCUGGCCUUCGUCCUGCGAGACGGCGCCUGGGCGCCGCUGACGGUGCUGGCCACGCGGAAGACGCUGCACCUGCUGGAGGAGGACCACCAGUGGAGCCGGGGCAGCCCGGCGGCCGGCUGCCACGCCAUCCUGGAGACGCUGCCCAUCAGCUGCCUGAGUUCCGUGCUGCUGUGGCCGGAGGAGCGGCGCCGGCUCGACUUCAGGCUGUACGACGAGACGGUGAAGCAGGAGCAGACGUGGAGUGUGCGCUCCGACAGCGGCGAGCUGCUGCAGGGCCUCCUGUGCUGGGUCCGGGCGCAGUGGGAGGCCAUGUUCUCCGUCCGGCUGCACACCAGCCUGCAGGGCGGAGCGGCGUAACGGGGCCGGAGCGCCACAAAGGACGGGAAAACAAAAACUCCUCGGACCCAGCAGCCUCUAAAAGCACUGGUUGCCUCAUUUCUCCUCCAGGAAAUGGACCGUGCCUUCUUUUCUUUUGUUUAUUUUCUUAUUAAAAUGCACCUUAAUGGAGGGGAAAUAAAGAGAUGUUUGGAAAUCUGC